Messenger RNA from Ylistrum balloti, 3160 nucleotides. Its product is annotated as methylenetetrahydrofolate reductase (NADPH)-like. Gene Ontology annotation, cellular component: cytosol. Bases 103 to 2046 code for a protein of 647 amino acids. NCBI's taxonomy places the organism in Eukaryota, Metazoa, Mollusca, Bivalvia, Pectinida, Pectinidae. The transcript is spliced from 11 exons. The record is from RefSeq and is a predicted model, not a curated record. Gene Ontology annotation, biological process: tetrahydrofolate interconversion. Gene Ontology annotation, molecular function: FAD binding; methylenetetrahydrofolate reductase [NAD(P)H] activity.
AAAAUCGGAGGAGGAGGCGACGAACGGAACGCUGAAAGAGCGUAGAUCUGUGUACAGCUGAUUCUUUCAAUUUUGAAGGAAACAUAAAGUUAUCAACUCAUCAUGCCAGAGUUGGUAGCACAAAAGGAAGCCUCAAAUGGGGCUGGGGGAUCUCCCCCUUCACCCCCAGAAUUACCAGAACGAAACUCCCUAGCAGAGAUGGUCAAUCGAAGAAUCGCUAGUAGAGAUCCUUGGUUCUCUCUCGAAUUCUUUCCACCCAGAACAAACAAUGGAGCUAUUAAUUUGAUAAGCAGGAUCGAACGGAUGAAUGAAGGACAGCCCCUUUUCUGUGACAUCACUUGGCAUCCAGCAGGUGAUCCCGGAAAUACCCAAAAGUCCACCAGCUCCACCUGUAUGGCAGCUACCAUGGUAAACUACUGCUGUGUGGAGACCAUGCUCCACAUCACAUGUGGCCGACAGACAGAGGAGGAAAUCAAGACCAAUCUAAAGAAUGCUAAAGAGCUAGGCAUCAGGAAUCUAUUGGCACUAAGGGGAGACCCACCAGAUGGCGGAGAGUCUUGGGUACACCAGGACAAUGGCUUUAAUUAUGCAACAGAUUUGGUGAGGCUGAUCAAGCAAGAACAUGGUGAUGACUUUUCCAUUUGUGUAGCAGGUUACCCCACGGGCCACCCUGAGUGUACGUCAUACCAGGAAGACUUGCGUCAUCUUAAAUCCAAGGUGGAUGCUGGAGCUGACUUUAUAAUAACACAGCUUUUCUUCAAAGCUUCUACCUUUCUACAGUUUGUGAAGGACUGUCGUAACAUUGGAAUCAACUGCCCCAUCAUCCCAGGUGUUCUUCCUAUACAGGCUUACCAGUCUUUACGUCACAUUGUGAAAUUAUCUAGGUUAGAAGUUCCCCAGGAGAUUAUCGACACCAUUGAACCAAUGAAAGACAAUGACGAAGCUAUUCGUAAUUAUGGUGUGGAGCAGGCUGUACAGAUGUGCCGUGACCUGCUGAACAGCGGAGAUGUGUACGGACUCCAUAUAUACACUCUCAACAGAGAAGUUGCCACGAUAGAGAUUCUGAAAAGACUUGGAAUGUGGAAAGAGGACCCACAGCGUACUCUGCCUUUCAAAGUGACAGCCAAUCACAUGCGAUGUAAAGAAGACGUUCGACCAAUAUUCUGGAGGAGCCGACCCAACAGCUAUGUUCACCGGACAUCAAAUUGGGAUGAAUUCCCAAACGGUCGUUGGGGAAAUUCGUCUGCAGCGUCCUUCGGUGAUCUGACUGACUAUUACCUAUUUUAUUUAAAGAAUCGGUCACCAAAAGAAUCGCUGCUGAAGAUGUGGGGGGAGGAUUUGUCCAGUGAACAGGACGUUUGGGACGUCUUCUACCACUACAUCACUGGCAAGCCAAACGGUCUUGGCGUCAAGGUGUCCAGUCUGCCGUGGCAGGAUGAUGAGCUGAGUGCCGAGACCAAUCUGAUCACGGAAAAACUGGCAGCCAUCAACAAACGAGGUGUGUUGACUAUCAACUCCCAGCCGAACAUCAACGCUGCACCGUCAACAGACCCGAAGGUUGGCUGGGGAGACCCUAAUGGAUACAUAUUCCAAAAGGCCUACUUGGAAUUCUUCACAUCAGAAAAGAAUGUAACUGUGCUGAAAAAUAUUCUAGAGAGGUAUCCCCUUGUCAACUAUCACAUCGUGAAUUCAAAGGGAGACGUUGACUACACCAACUGUGAUAUGACUCUACCUAUUGCUGUAACGUGGGGGGUGUUUCCUGGUAAGGAAAUCAUACAGCCUACAGUUGUUGACCCUAUAGCUUUCAAGACAUGGAAGGAUGAGGCAUUCGCACUGUGGACAGAGACAUGGGCAAACCUGUAUGAACCUGGAACGAACUCGCACAAUUUACUUAAUCACAUCCAUGACAAUUACUAUCUGGUGAAUUUAGUGGAUAAUGAGUUCCCUAAAGACUCCUGUCUCUGGGAAAUCGUGGAGAAAAUGAUUCAAGAAGGAGCUUUGGUCUCACAGGAAGAUGUCAAAAUGGACACAGAAACUGGACAUUAGUGAAGGACCAGGUAUUGUGGUUAUACAGGUUGUUGUGACAUCACCCUGGAGUAUGGACAGGAACCUGGAUGUUAUGACUGAGAUAGGGCUGGUCUCUAAAUGUUGGAACCAGUGAGCAGCUGAAAUCUGUUCAACAGCAAUGUAUAAAAAUCUAGUUAUAAACAGGAAUUGUAAACUGUGAAACAUAAUUAAGGUCUAAACUGACCGAUCUGCAUAAUGUUCAAAUAAUGCUGGUGAUAUAGGACUUAUGAAUCUGAUAUAUAUUGCCAUAGACUGCAGUCAUAGACAAACAUUGCCGCUAUGAUUGCCAUGAAAAGCCCAUAUAAUUGCCAUAAAAAAGCCGGUGGAAUUGGAUAAAGGUUGUAAUAAUUAAUACUCUUUUUGUGAAAAUUUUUUAUUCUUUAACAAGUUUUUCUAUACAAUAUCAUAUUCAUGAUUAAAAUAUUUGUGGUAGUUGAUUAAAAUUGCAGUUUGUUAAUAGCCUUUGUUAGAUAUGAAAAAAAACAUUUUUACAACAAGUCAUGACAAAAGUUUGGUGAUUUUGAUGGUAGAUUUUUCCUGUUUACAUAAAUUGUUAACUGUAAUACUUGAUCAAACGUUGUUGUGUUAUUACGGGAGAAUUGUCCAUGUUGAAAUAAUGUGUGAUGCUGAAAUAUUCUCUUAUGAUCAAAUAAUCUGGUAUAAAUAAACUCUUUAAAACAUUAUCUUAUGAUGUAAUAAUAAGAUGAUGACCAAAAUGUGUUUAUGAAACACUUUGACCCCAGCUGCAAUAAAUCUGUACAUUAAAACAUAAAUGUACUGUGUAAGGCAUGUGCUAAUAGCAUGCACACUUUAUGAAAGACUUGUGUCUUCAUUUUGCAAUAGUUAAGGUCAGUUUUUAAGUUUUUCAAAGGUCAAAGGUGAAGGUCACAUGGUCAAAUAUUUUGGUGCCAUCAGAAACAUUUUGUCAUAAGGAACACGCCAAAUAAUUUUAUAAAAACAUUCUCUUCUGAUCAAAUAAUUUUAUAAAAACAUUCUCUUAUGAUCAAAUAAUUUUAUAAAAACAUUUUCUUCUGAUCAAAUAAUUUUAUAAAAACAUUCUCUUCUGAUCAAAUAAUUUUAUAAAAACAUUUUC